ACGAAAUAAACGGAAAAAACUGAUCGAAGCACUCGGAGCAAGGAAGCGGAACGCACGGAGCAAGCACGGCACUCAUUGGAGUAAAAGGGAGUCCGACUGCAUAAGCUUCCGCGUGACUCGUCCGCCGGUUUUGCUAAGUUAGGGCGUAAUGCGCCCGUCCGUCCGCUUUCCUCCGGAAAUCGAUAGGAAAAGUUGGUCCAUCGGCGUCUCUAUAUAAGAGCGCGACGAGAUGUCGGCAGAACGCGAGAUACAGUGCCGACCGGUGUUGCGCGAACACGCGUAUAGUCAUGAUAAGGAUUUUGCUGCUGCUGGGCCUGGUGUGCGGCCGCGCGAUCGCCGAAGCCGCCGAGGACAGCGGCACCAACAAGCAGGCCAAGAGGAGCUUCUUCGGUGACGGAUGGAUCGGACUGUCGAGUCCGUACGGAGGCUACGGGGUCGGACAACCCUGGGCAGGCCUCGAUCAUAACCCGUGGAGUGCACUCAAGGUCACGCCCAGUCUUCCACUCGAGACUUCGGGAUGGCAGUAUGGAACCACGAAGACAAUCGGCCAACCGAUAAAGCACGAAACGCACCACGUGAAAACGGUGCCCGUUGUUGUAACGAAGCACGUGGUGGUCGAGAAACCCGUAGCGGUUCGCGUUCCUGAGCCUGUGACCGUCGAGAAGCUUGUGCCGGUGCCUGUUGAAAAGCUCAUUCCGGUUCCCAUCGACAGAUACAUACCGAAGCCCGUUCCCGUUGCGGUACCCAUUCCCCAGGCAUUUCCAGUACCAGUCGAGCAUGCAGUGCCAGUACCAGUAAAGCAACCAGUAGUCGUACCAGUUCAUCACCCAUACCCGGUACCAGUAAAACACCCUCUGCCCUAUCCGGUUGCCGUACCCUACCCACUGCCCGUUCAUGGUCAUCACCAUCACGGCCAUGGUCACCAUUACGGUGGCUACGGUCACCACGGGCUGCAUUAUGGCCACCACGGGCUGCAUUACGGCCACCAUGGAGGCCACCACGGGCAUGGCUGGGGACACGGCUGGGGUCAUGGCUGGGAUCACCACCACGGCUGGGGCUAUCCCAACCCUGGAUUUUACGGUCCUGCAUUUUAUGGCCAGGGAUACUAUGGUCACGGUCAUGGCCAGGGGCAUCAUCACCACUACAGCUCGUACAGCGGUCCCGAACAUUAUCAUUCGUACCGAAGCGCCGAUUAUCACAAAAACUCGAAACGUAGCAAAAGCAGUAGCAACGACGAGAUCGACAAAGAUGACGAAAGAGAAUAACUCCAAAUCAUGUUCUUAUUUCGUUUUAUCAACUUCCAGUAAAUCGUUUCCCUAUAUCGUUUCGAAGGCGUAGCUCUCUCUCUCUCGUCUGUUUUUUCGACGACUGAUAACAAAGCGA
Phymastichus coffea is the source of this 1383-nucleotide messenger RNA. RefSeq names its product chorion protein S38-like. NCBI's taxonomy places the organism in Eukaryota, Metazoa, Arthropoda, Insecta, Hymenoptera, Eulophidae. Bases 288 to 1265 code for a protein of 325 amino acids. The transcript has 4 exons. The record is from RefSeq and is a predicted model, not a curated record.